This is a messenger RNA of Cryptosporidium muris RN66, 2145 nucleotides long. RefSeq names its product transcription initiation factor TFIID, subunit 5, putative. Gene Ontology annotation, cellular component: transcription factor TFIID complex. Bases 1 to 2145 code for a protein of 714 amino acids. The transcript has a single exon. Gene Ontology annotation, molecular function: RNA polymerase II general transcription initiation factor activity; protein binding. The record is from RefSeq and is a predicted model, not a curated record. Gene Ontology annotation, biological process: transcription initiation at RNA polymerase II promoter. Lineage: Eukaryota; Apicomplexa; Conoidasida; Eucoccidiorida; Cryptosporidiidae.
AUGCAACAGCAAGCUUUGAAUAAUGAGCAGUUUUCAAUGCUACUAGAGCUACUGAAGAAGCAGGGAUGCGAUGAGACGUUAAGCAUAUUUAUGAAAGAGUUAGAGGAUCAAACAGGUCAUAAUAAAUGCCAGACUAAUAGUGAAACUAAUACUUUCAUUCACUCAAAACCUUUAGAAUAUAAUAAAGUUUAUUAUAAUUAUUCCAGAUUUAAAGAUUGGGUUAUGAAUUCACUGGAUAAUACUAGAGAAGAAUUAUUUGAAGUAUGCUAUAUUGUAUUUGUAUAUAUAUACUUAGGAUUAUUGAAGUCUAACUUAGAAAAAAGUAAAGAGUUUUUUAAUACAUUUAGUGAUGAUUUCAUGUUAACUAGAUAUCGAUCUGUAUUAACUGAAAUGAGAAAUUUAACAAGUAUAGAUCAAUUAGAAUAUUCAGAAAUAACUAGACCUUAUAGAAAAUCCAAAUUCCAUAUAAUAUUAAGGCCUCUUGUUGUUUCACUAUUGGAGUCAUUUCUAAUAUCCUCUAAGGAUAUAUUAAUCUUGAGUAUUUUACAAAGUAGAUUAAUUAUCCAUUUCAGUAAAGAAUCUCUUGGUACACAUAAUAAUAAUGGAAGUCCCACCAAAAAAUCCUGCAAUUUAGAACGCAACUCAAUUGGUAAGAUUAAUUAUAUUAAAACUAUUGGUACGGUCAAAGUAGGUGAACUAUAUACUCAAGAUAUGUUAGAAAUGGAUAUACAAAUAAAUACACAUACUAAGGAGAUAGAUAAUGAAAUACCUACUCUAGACAACUCAAAUAAUGAAGAUAUGUUUGGGAAAUCUAUUGGAAUAAAUAAUAAUAUAAUAAUUUGGGGAUUAUUUCCUGAGUCCUAUAAUGAAGGGCAAGUCAAAGAAGCAGGUCUAGCAACUAAGAAGUUAGAUAAUUCUCGUUUAGAUGGUGAAGUUACAGAAGAGCUCAGAGAUCCAAUGGAGUUCAAGAAUUUGAUUAUUCCUGGUGCUAAUAGUAUUUAUUUGAAUGAAUACAAACGGGAUUUAUUGAUCCAAAUAGCUAAUAGAGUAGAAUUAGAUAAUCAGAAUCUACCCAGUAUUAUCUGCAAUACAAUAAGGCAUCCUCAUAGUGAAUAUAUCACUGAUAUGGAUGUAUCGCAUAAUAUGGAAAUUGGAGUUUAUUGUACAGAAGAAGGAUGUGUGCAAGCAUACAAUAUAAAGCAAAUGUGUCUGAAUAAAAAUUCAGAUGCAAAUCUUACAAAGAAACAUUUUAACAGAACUACGGAAAGUGUUGAUGUUAUAGAUCAAGAAGCUAGUGAUUCAAAUCCUUUAAAUUUAAAAAAUAACUUAACUUGUUGGUUACAUAAAGGCAGAGUACAAGCAACUAGAUUUAAUCCAUGGAAUUCAACACUACUUUUAUCUUGUGGAAUUGAUAGUACUGUAAAACUCUCAAUGAUUCUUGAUAAAAAUGAAAAAUUAACGUGCUUAGCUAGCUACAAGGGUCAUAGUAAUGGAUCCUGUAUAUGGGAUAUACAGUGGGACAAAUUUGGAAUAUCCUUUGUUUCUUCUGGUGGAGACAGAACAGCUAGAUAUUGGUGUACUGGGAGAACAUUUCCACUUAGGAUAUUUUCUGGGCAUUUAGGAGAUGUAUAUACUUGUUGUAUACAUCCUAAUAACUGUAUCAUAGGAACAGGCAGUAAUGAUGGUACUGUCUGUAUUUGGGAUGUAAGAUCUAGUUCAAAAGUUGGUAUUAUUAACAAAUCAGUAGAUAUUAAUGGUAGUGUAAACUGCCUUAAAUUCAGUCCUAAUGGCCAAUUUAUUGCUUUUUCUUCAUUUGAUUUGGAUUCUUUAGCGCUAACCAAAAGUAAUGUUAGCACAAAAAUUUCAAUACAUGAUAUUAGGAAGAUAAACUCAAAUGAACCAUCAAGUAAGUUAUGUGAGUUAAAUUUAGAUAGUUUAUCUUAUGUAAAAUCUUUAGACUUUUCUUAUGGGAGUAAACUUUUAGUAGCUGGGACUAGUGAUGGAGUUAUUGGACUGUGGGAUACAAAGGGUAUGGAUUCUCAGGUUUUAAACAUUUAUAAAUUACGAUCUUCAUAUAUAAAGAGUGUUAAGUUCCUUCAAACUAAUAUUUUGACAAUUUCAGCCAUUUCUUCUGAACCUUUAUAA